ACAGAACAUCCAAGAGUGAGUGAUCAGUUAUGGAGAAAGCAAUAUUAUUAUUAUCAUUAUUAUUACUAUUAUGCAGUGUUAAUCCAAGUCUUUCCCAGCUCUCAUUCAAUUUCUACGGAAUCUCAUGCCCAGCUGCUGAAUUUAUGGUAAAAAACACAGUCAGAUCAGUUUCUUCAAAUGACCCUUCAAUUCCAGGAAAGCUCCUUCGUCUAUUCUUCCAUGACUGUUUUGUUCAGGGAUGUGAUGCGUCUGUGCUGUUACAAGGAAAUGAAACAGAGAGAAGUGAUCCGGCAAACAGAUCCUUAGGAGGGUUUUCUGUAAUUGAUUCAGCUAAAAGGAUGCUUGAGAUCUUUUGCCCCUUUACUGUUUCGUGUGCCGAUAUUCUCGCUUUGGCUGCUCGCGACGCCGUUGAAUUUCUUGGUGGGCCGGCGGUGGAGAUUCCGACUGGUCGGAGAGAUGGGAAGGUGUCGGCUGUAUCUGACGUAAGGCCGAACAUGGUGGACACUAGUUUUUCACUUGAUCAGAUGAUUCAAACCUUCUCUUCCAAAGGCCUCUCCAUCAAUGACCUUGUCACCCUCUCAGGGGCGCACACAAUUGGAGCGGCGCAUUGCAACGCAUUCAGCGAUCGUUUCAGAGCCGACACAAAAGGGAAUCUAACUUUCGUGGACGGUUCGAUAGACGAAAACUAUGCGUCCCAGCUAUCCAAACAAUGCCCAGCCGGGGGUAGCCCUUCGGUCACAGUUGUCAAUGACCCUUCUACCCCUUUCCUAUUCGACAAUGAGUAUUACAGAAUGUUGUUAUCCCGACGUGGACUGUUCCAUUCCGACUCCGUCCUUGUGAUCGACGAUAGGACGAAAGGCAUUGUGUCUGACUUAGCAAAUGACCAAAAUAGGUUUUUUGAGAGCUGGACUCAGUCCUUCUUGAGGUUAUCUACCAUUGGAGUCAAGACUGCCAAUCAAGGCCAGAUUAGAAUAUCUUGUUCUUCUAUUAAUUGAUUGUUUUUGUUUUUGUUUACAUACUAUUUUAAUCAAUUCACUUGAGAGUAAUUUCUUAUA
Impatiens glandulifera is the source of this 1055-nucleotide messenger RNA. RefSeq names its product peroxidase 46-like. The transcript has 4 exons. The record is from RefSeq and is a predicted model, not a curated record. Gene Ontology annotation, molecular function: heme binding; peroxidase activity. Gene Ontology annotation, biological process: hydrogen peroxide catabolic process; response to oxidative stress. The coding region runs from base 30 to 995 and encodes 321 amino acids. Lineage: Eukaryota; Viridiplantae; Streptophyta; Magnoliopsida; Ericales; Balsaminaceae.